CAACGCCAAAGCGAAGCACACGAUUCUCAUAUUGUACCUCACAAUGUCGGUACUCUUAGAGGAAGGAAGAAUUGUGGGCUUCCGCUAGUUCCUACCGCACUAGGGUUAACAAAUAUGAUUUGUACAAAAGACAAAGCCCACAAAACGAGCAAUCACCUCCCAUCAUCGCUAAAUUCAGUAUUGCAAAGCCCCAUCCAUGACAUCGGAAGCCAAAACAGCAACACCUUUGAAAAUGGUUACCAGUCGACCUCCACAUCCACCGAGCUGAGUAUUGCGGCUGCUAGGCCAGUUUACGCAGUCCGCACCAGAGUUUCAAAGACAUUUCCCGUUACUAAAUGUACGCGGUUAGCAGACAGAGCGGACUUAAGGUCAACUAACCAUACCACUACCCCAGCUUCGUCUCUAUCAGAGGUACAAGGUUUAUCGGCAUUGAUGAGGAAAAUGGAUUUGAUAAUAAGAAACCAGGAAAUCAUCAAAGCUACGCAGUGGGAACAUAGGCAACUGCUCGAUAUUGUACUUAAAACUCGUCACCUCCCGAGCCUGAAAUAA
Daphnia magna is the source of this 549-nucleotide messenger RNA. RefSeq lists its product as uncharacterized. Lineage: Eukaryota; Metazoa; Arthropoda; Branchiopoda; Diplostraca; Daphniidae. The transcript is spliced from 4 exons. The record is from RefSeq and is a predicted model, not a curated record. The coding region runs from base 115 to 549 and encodes 144 amino acids.